AUGUACAAGUGUCCUGAACCUAACUAUGAUAAAUACUUCAGUCAUCAUUCUUCUUAUCACAACUAUAUAAAAACCCACAAUAAUAUAAUUGAAAAACUUCUUCAAGAAGCUACUAUAGAAAGAAGAAGUUUUAGAGAAGAAAUAGAAAGUAAAAAAGAUAUUGAACAAGGAUUUGAAGACCAUAUAGAUGAUAAAAUAGAUGAAAUAGUAAAUAGUUUAGAGUCUAGUUAUAGUGAAAAAAGAAGAGGUAGAAAUAAUGAAAUAGAUAAUGAUGAAGCAAAA
Messenger RNA from Dentiscutata heterogama, 282 nucleotides. Lineage: Eukaryota; Fungi; Glomeromycota; Glomeromycetes; Diversisporales; Gigasporaceae. The record is from the annotation of a GenBank genome assembly.